GCAACGCUUGCUCAACGGACUUGACUGUGUCUAUCCUUGACUGUGCACCCAGACACCUGCCAAGUGGGCAAGUAGAAGUUGUUUCACCACCUGCACCAUAAACAUGUUCCGUUCGUCGCUCGUGGUCCUGGUGAUAGUGCUGGCCGGAGAUUUUGCCGCUGCUGCACGCCGUGAUGUCGUGGCCCGCCAGAGACCACAGAUCGUAGUGGUGGAGGAGUACGAGGAAAAGCUGACGACGUUGCCACCACCACCGAAACCGUACGCGUUCACCUACUCGGCCGGUCGAUCGCCGGGACACGUGGACCGUACCCACAGCGAGGUGUCGGACGGUAGUGGCGUUGUGCGCGGUUCCUUCUCGUACGUCGAUCCGCGCAAUCAGGUGCGCACGGUCGAGUAUACGGCCGAUUCGCACGGAUUCUAUCCGGUGCUGAGCCACCUGCCCAAAACCCCGCAACAGACGGAAGCGGUCGCGCUGGCGCAACAGAAGCAUUAUGCACUGUACGCCAAGAUUGCGCAAGAGCAUGCCGAUGCCCACAGCGGACUGACGGCGGAACCGAAGCUGCCCAAGGACACGGUUGCGGUGGCGAAAGCGAAAGAUCGCCAUCUGUCACUGUACGAGAAGAUUGCACAGGAGCACGCACGCAUUGGAGCGGAACAGGAAGCGCAACGGUUGGCCUUUGAAGCUACCUCGGUGAAAUAUGAGGAGCACUGAAGGUAUGAAACGCAACAACCGACUACGAAAACUCAAAUGGCUGAUAAUGCAAAAAAAACAACCCUUAACGGUGAAA
Molecule: messenger RNA, 788 nt
Organism: Anopheles moucheti
Lineage: Eukaryota; Metazoa; Arthropoda; Insecta; Diptera; Culicidae
Gene: Cpr57A
Product: cuticle protein 8
Exons: 3
Coding region: 104-712 (202 amino acids)
Cellular component (GO): chitin-based extracellular matrix
Molecular function (GO): structural constituent of chitin-based larval cuticle
Source: RefSeq, a predicted model, not a curated record